Drosophila teissieri is the source of this 5315-nucleotide messenger RNA. Its product is annotated as coiled-coil domain-containing protein CG32809. Lineage: Eukaryota; Metazoa; Arthropoda; Insecta; Diptera; Drosophilidae. The record is from RefSeq and is a predicted model, not a curated record. The coding region runs from base 1056 to 4742 and encodes 1228 amino acids. Gene Ontology annotation, cellular component: cytoplasm. The transcript is spliced from 16 exons.
GAAACAUCGCCGGUGAACCGCCCACACACCCCCAAAGGUGCAUAGGUAUACAAGGUACAGCCAGGACGAGAUCCCCCAUGAAAACUCCACGGAAUCCAGCCAACUAACCGCUGACGUGUGUGGAAAAGAAGAGUCAACAACCACGAGCUCCCCACCACCGUGUUUGAUGUGCACUCGCGUCCUGGAAACUAGGCGCAUCUGACACAUUUAAAGGCGGCUCGGAGAAAACGGGCCUGGGGCACCGCACCUAAAACUAAUCAAAAAUUCCUUUAGUGGCCCGCAAUAAUGCCGAUGGGCAGUGAAAGUGGGUGGCCGUUGUACAUGUACAUAUUCCCAGGCACUGGCACUGGCAUAGGCACACAAAAACCCGUGAAGUGCUGCACUGAAAAGUAUACCAUGUUUUGUGUGUACACAUCUCUGUGUCCGUUUCCUUUUGCUGCCCCUUCCUCGGAGUCCUUGCUCGAGAACAACAGGCAAAAUGUGUACAUGCAGCCAAAAUAACUUGACAUGCCGUGUGUGGAGCGCCUUCAAACUCUAAGAACCAUAAUGCUCUAUCGUUUAUAACGUAUGGCCAAUAUACCAAUUUGAAAGUAUCUCAGUGUUAUCUCAGGUCAUGACAAAAAGUAUUCGGCCAAGAUUAUUGGCUUGCAGAACCGCAUCUCUGGGGCCCCGAUCCAGAUCCACAUGCAGUUCCAGAUCCAGCUCCAGUCACGCCUUCCGCUCUGUCCUGCUUUCUUGCUCCAUUCCGUGCCCGUGCCCGUGCCGCAGAGUUUGCGCACUCCGUUGCAUACUUUUUGCAUUGAGCAUUGAGGGCCCUGCGAGGCUCCAUUCCACCACACCCUGUUCAGGAAUGUGCGAGGAUACAUGGUUUAUCUACACCAAAGUUGCAUGUUGUGUGUGUGUGCGCGCGGUUCAGCGUGUUGUUGCCGGUACCAAACGUAAACAAAGUCCAAGAGAAGCAUGACAUUUUCACGUUAACCAUACGCCCCGUUGUCUCUCAUUUUCCGUAGCUGCCACAUAGCCACUGAGCUCCGCACAUCUCAAACGGCUGCAGGAUGUUGAUCCGUUGGAAGAGUAAAGACAAGAGCGCCUCCUCCAACCAGAGUGUCGGCGGCAGCAGCAGCUCCUCGUCGAAGAAGAAGCGCAAGGGUCGCGAGGGCGAAGAAGACUGGCAGAAUGAGGCAAAGUCGGGACGCCUUCCGUCAAAUGAACAGGGUGGCGACGAACGACGACGAGCCAUGCGACGCGACGAUCCGCGACGACACACGCUCGGUGGCGAUAUGCUGGUCUACGGCUCGCAGCAUCCACACGCCCAUCAGAUGGCGCCGCAGCAACAGCGCGCUAUGGAUCUGGAGAUGAGUACGCGCGCGCAGAAGAACAAGAAGAACCAGCCGAUGCGGGGAUAUGCGCCAGUCAACCAGGGACCGCUGUUCGACGACGAUCCGGGCAUCAUGUCGGAGGUGGAAACGGCCAGCACCGGAUUCCGGAGGGGCGGCAAGCAGCGCUCCUCGCUCCCCGUAGUACGCACGCCCUCGAAAACACUGGAACGACCGCUGGGCCUGGUCUUUCUGCAGUACCGCUCGGAGACGAAGCGCGCCCUGCUGCCCAACGAGAUCACAUCGAUUGAUACGGUGCGCGCCCUGUUCGUGCGCUCGUUUCCGCGCCAGCUGACCAUGUCGUAUCUGGAGGGGCCCAAUGUGAAGAUCUACAUUCAUGAUGCCAGCAAGGAUAUGUUCUACGAGCUAGAGGAUGUGCGCUCACAUCUGCGCGAGAUCAGGGAUCGCUCCGUGCUGCGUCUCUUUGAGUCCACCGAGGUGGCAGCCCCGCCCCAGAUUCUGCCCGGCGGCCCUGGAAUACCCCAACCCCUGCCGCAGGCGCAGGCCAAUUGGGACCAGGACCAGAGCUACUUCAGCGAGCCGGAGUUCGACUCGGACUACAAGCACCAGCAUAUCCACAAGUCAAAGAUUGGCAAACAGCCGGCGCCCUACUACGUGGGCUCAUCGCAGACACUGCCGCGGGGCAUGUACUCAUCAGAACGCAACAAGGUGUCGAUGGAUGGAUACACCAGUUCCCCGGAGCGCAGCAGCCGCGGAAACUACGAGGAGCCGUACUACAGCCAGUACGGAACUAGGGGCGCCGUAGUGGCGCCCAUCAUCGACGAGGAGCAGAGGUGCGAGGGGGACGAUGGAACCAUGACGGAGGAUCAGUACGCACUGUACGGCAUCAAGGUGGGGCCGGGACCCAACCGCCUCACGCACCGCGGCAACCAGAUCUACGACCCCACUAGGCCAGAAGACUUGCACCGCAUUCGCGUGGAGCACAUGGAAAGGCAGCUGGCCAACCUGACGGGACUAGUGCAGAAGGCCCUGGUGAACCAGAAUCCCCAGAUUGCCCCGCUGGCCGUGCCCACCCUGGACCCCAACUAUCUGGUCGUGCCGUCGCAGAUGCAAGCCAACGGCUCCGGGGAUGAGCUGUACAUUCGGGAGAAAGCUCCCAAGCUGGGCAAGAACUCGUGCCAAAAAUCCGUGUCCUUUGAGAAGUCUGUGUCAUUUAGCGAUGACAUACAGGGAAUACCAAAGUCGCACAAUCCCCUACAUGCCGCUGAAACGAAGCCAACCAAGCCGGCAAUCAAGUCGUCCACCCUUCCACGCACCUCGUCCCAAGAACGCGACCGCCUAAAGCCUCCUCCGCCCCCCAAGCCGAUCGUGCUAGCCCAGACCGCUCAUCCCACUUACCGGGCGGACAUUGCCCUGGCUCCCGAGGUGUACAACCAUCUGCGCGGCCUGCAGAAGAAGGCCAAGGACCUGCGCAUGGAGGUCCGCACCCUGAGGCGCCUCUCGCAGGCCCAGGCAGUCGCCGUGCGCGAGGACAUCAAGGGAACCUUCAUGCGGAUUCGCGCUACUCUGCUGGCGAGCAGUGGCAGCUUCUGGGAUCACCAGGGCGACCAGGACGCCACUCGCAUUUCGCGCGAGGAGGAGCUCUACAAGCAGGAGGUCAUACGCCUGGAGAAGGACCUCAGCGACCUGGAGGGGUCAGUUGAGAACCUGCGCGGUGAGGUCAUUAACCGGCGAACUCGCGUCAACAUGACGGCCGUGGAAGACAUGGCUCUGGUGCUGAGUCGGGCAAGCAAAACCGUCGCCGAGCUGAAGCUAAAGUUCCCAUCCCUUUCGAAUGGCUUGCGCUGCAUCCUGUCCAACGAGAUGGAGAAGGUGGUGCGCGAAGAAAAGUUCCUCAAAGAAGAGCCCGACCGCUUGGAGUCGGCGCUACGGCGCUGCAAGAAGCUGACCGGCACAUUGGUGACGCUCAAACGCUUGGCCAGCGUGCAGGAGCAGCGGCUGCCGCCGAACGAGCCAACUAUUAGUGAGGAGCCACCGCGGUCCGCGGACAUCUCGGCGCCGGACAAGCCAAUCCCAACACCCAGGAUGGGGUCGUUCGCUCUCAGCGGGGGACUCGCACCCGAAAACGCACUCGAUGCUCUGCUAGAUGAGCUCAAGACAUUCUCCAAGCCCAUCGCCCAACAACAGCAGCAGCAGCAACAGCAGCAGCAGCAACAACAGCAGCAGCAACACCAGCAACUAUACGAGAUUCGCCCUGAAGAUUCGGCAUCCGACGAAAGCGCCCAGGCCGCAGUACAAAGCACCGUCACCACGCAAAUAUCGCAGGCCCGUCUCUACACGGAGGCGAGCGUCAAUAUGCAGCAAGCGACCACCGGCGGCAGCAUGGUCAUCGCUGUCGCCUCGGGAACUGUUUCGGCCCAGGCUCAAUCCCAGCGAGGAGUGCUCAUCCACCAGCAGUCGCAGUCGCAGGCACAGCUGAUGGUGCACACCAACAUGGGCAGCCUGCGACGGCUGCACUCCUAUCCCAGUGAGUCGGAUGGCGAACUGUCCGUGCCGCCACCGACUGGCCCGCGGGCCAGUGAGACCUCGUCCUCGACCAGCCUGGCCAACGGCGGCAGCAGCAACAAGCCACCCGUGCCCGAGCGAAACGCUGAAUUGAUCACCAAGGUGGGCCACAAGCGCAUCCCGCCACCUCCGCCGCCACGCACCAGCUCACGCAGUCCACUGGCCAGUCCAACCAGCCCGAACGUGCCACCAAACCUGGCUGCCGCAGCCACAGUCAAUUUGAUUCCCAAUUCCAAUUUAAAUGCCAAUGCCAAUAACAAUGCCAAUGCCACGGGAAACAAGGGCACAGUGGGUGACACAACGGCCGUGGUUAGCGGCGACACCUCAAGCGGGGACAACUCGAGUGGCAACGAGUCCGGCAACGACCAUGCCCAGCGCCAGGUGGCCCUCGAGAUGCGUCACCAGGAGCUGCUCAAGAAGCAAAAGAUGCUGCAGGAGCAGUACCAGCGGUUGCAGCAGAUGAGCAAGCUGCCCUCGGUGGAUGUGGCCUGUUCCUCCUCCUCGCAGGACAUUGCCGGUGGCAGCAACACACUACGGAAGCUGGGCAGCGAGACGAACAUCCAGCAGAAGAUCGCCGCCUUGAGUCUAGCCUGCGAGACUAGUGGAGCCGCAGCUGCGGCGGCGGCGGCUGCUGCUGCGGCUACCAAUGGCGUGGUGGCCAGUGAUGCUACGAGCGGUGCGAUCGGCGGUGGUGGUGGUGGUGGAGCUGCAGGGGCGGCUGGUGCGAGCGCUGCUGCUGCACACACCAACUCCAACUCGAACUCGAAUUUGAAUUUGAACUCCCAACACCAGACAGCCACAACGACCACUAAACAGCUGUACGAGACCGAGAUACUUUAACACAACUGGAAAUUGGCGUGGAACGAAGCUAAAAUUGACAUUUAAUCGGAGCAGUUGGGAUUUAUAUCUGAAUUUGCGGACCGGACUAGUCGAGGCCCAUCAGCACCAUACCCAUAUACCCAUUAUAUGCGUGGACUACAAUUCCAAAUCCGAAUCCGAUAGAGAAACGUUGGAGGCAUUGACAAGAGAGAACGAAACAGCAGAAACGAUAGUUAUGAUUGAAUAUGAAUGGCAAACACCUUUUCGUUUGUUAGGAUGAGCACGGACUCACAUCGUACUUGUAUUUACUAUCAUCUAAUUGUCGUACACAAAUGUGUGUGUUUGCACAACUCCAGCAUCCGAUGUGCGUUAUGUGUUGUGUUGUCUGAGAGAAAACCCCAAGGCAAUGAUCGGAAGCAAAACUAAACGAAAGCAUACAGUAUCGAAUCGAAUCGAAACGAAUCACAAAUCACAAAUCAAAAGCCGUAUAAAGUAAUUUGUGCACCCCCAUAUAAAAGAAAAACGGGCAACCGUACACCCCAUGCACCAGAGUAAAAAUGCCCAGAUGAAUGUAUUUAUGUAUGUAUUCGCUUA